AUGGCAACCCCGCCAGAAUUUGAGGAGGAAUUCACUGGAUUGGCCAAGCUAACGGGCUCGGUUGCGCAUGCCAACACACGGGGGGAAGAGUUCUGUACAAAUAAGCCUAUCGGAUCAAACCUGGUAACUCGGAGACACCGGAUUGUGCGAGGAGAACAGCGGGACAUAUUCUGGAGACGAUGGACGAUGGACGAUGGACGAUGGACGAUGGAACGAAUGGACAAUCUCUCAGCUGACAAUCCGCUGCAACAUUGUGAGUUGUUUGGUCGCGCCGUGAAUAAAUUCCCCGUACAACUGGGAUAUUGUAUUGAAAAAUGCUCCUAUACCCACAAUUUCGAGUAUAUGGUGCAGCAUUAUGCCUGCACAGAGAGAGAGAGAGAGAGAGAGAGAGAGAGAGAGAGAGAGAGAGAAAACAACAAGAAAAGGUAA
This is a messenger RNA of Paracoccidioides brasiliensis Pb18, 429 nucleotides long. RefSeq lists its product as uncharacterized. The transcript has a single exon. The record is from RefSeq and is a predicted model, not a curated record. The coding region runs from base 1 to 429 and encodes 142 amino acids.